Messenger RNA from Amyelois transitella, 1679 nucleotides. RefSeq names its product ribosome biogenesis protein BRX1 homolog. NCBI's taxonomy places the organism in Eukaryota, Metazoa, Arthropoda, Insecta, Lepidoptera, Pyralidae. The coding region runs from base 384 to 1502 and encodes 372 amino acids. Gene Ontology annotation, molecular function: rRNA binding. Gene Ontology annotation, biological process: rRNA processing; ribosomal large subunit assembly. The transcript has 5 exons. The record is from RefSeq and is a predicted model, not a curated record. Gene Ontology annotation, cellular component: nucleolus.
UGUAUAAAAUCGACUAGUAAUGAAUUGUGGAUUAAUAAGUGUACUAGACAAUGUUACAUUAGAAAAACAGAUUCAGUGACAAAAAAGGAAGAAGUAAAGCACCCACAGUUUUUACCUGACCAAUAUACGCUAAAUAUUAUUUAAUGGGGACUUGACAUUGAAGAGCUCAUGAAGAUGUUUGGUUGCCAUUUGGUCGCCAAGCCAAGCCACAACGAAGAAAAGGAAAAUGUAUGAGCUCGCAAAAAAAAAAUUGUCAAUGGUCGUCAAUGUCAAAAAGUGAAAAUAGGAAUAUUUCGUAGUUUUGUUGAUUGACUCGUGCUUCCGUUGAUUUCGUGCUUGUUGAAAUUAAAAUCCACGUGUUUUAGCAUUGAAAUUGGUGCACAAUGGUUAAGAUUAAAAGCCGAGAAGGUAAAAAGAAAAAGUCAAUUCAACUAGAAGAAAAAAAAACUGAUGAAAAUGUAGUCAUUUUACCACCAGUUAGGAACUCUGAUGACCCUACACCUAAACAGGUAAAAUGGAUAAACAGACAAAGAGUUCUUGUAUUUGCUGCUCGUGGUAUUAACCAUCGACAUCGGCACCUUAUGGAGGAUAUAAAAAAACUUAUGCCUCACCACAAAACCGAAUCAAAAAUGGAAAGAAGCAAGAACUUGUAUGUUGUUAACGAAAUCAGCGAAAUGAAAAACUGCAACAAAUGCAUUUUAUUUGAAGGAAGGAAAAUGAGAGAUUUGUAUCUCUGGAUGUCCAAUAUUCCUAACGGCCCUAGUGUAAAAUUUUUAGUAGAGAACAUUUACACUAUGGGUGAACUGAAAAUGACUGGCAACUGCUUGCGAGGGUCAAGACCUUUAUUAUCAUUUGACCCGCAGUUUGCUAAAGACGCCCACUAUGUUCUGCUGAAGGAAUUACUGACUCAGAUAUUUGGAGUCCCUUACCACCAUCCCAAGAGCCAGCCAUUUUUCGAUCACAUCUACACUUUCAUGAUCUUAGAUAACAGAAUAUGGUUCAGGAAUUACCAAAUUCUGUCUGAGGAUGGUGCUUUAGCUGAAAUUGGACCAAGAUUUGUGCUUAAUCCGGUUAAAAUAUUUUCCGGAUCAUUUGGUGGAACAACACUGUGGGAAAACCCGAAGUACAUCAGCCCGGCGAAACUUCGGCAAGCAUUCUCCAAGAAAGCUGCAAACAAGUAUGAGAGGAGAGUUGAAAAGAAGGCAGUGUAUGAGGCCACUAAACCAGAAACUGGUUACCCAGACAUAGAGGGAGCGGACUUCUUUAGAGGAGAUCCUUUGGAGAAAGCUGAAGAAGUUCUUAUUAAAGAAGAAAUUAAAGAGGAAUCAAUGGAAGAGGAUGAAGAAGAAACUGAAAUACCAGCAAAGAAGCCAGUAUUCACCAUGAAGAAAUCUAAAAGUAGGCCUGACAUGGCGAUCCGUCGGAAACAGCUCAAAGCUAAAAGCAAAGCAAUCUCUGACCAAAUCAAGAAGAGAAAGCAGCUUAAAAAGAAGAAAACAUAAUACUGUGCAAAAAUAAAACAUAUUUUUUCCACACAAAAUAUUUUUAUUUAAAACAUCAAGUACAUUCAAUGUGUAUAAUAAAAUCGAUUUAAAUAAUACAUAAUGAUGAUUCAACAGUUAAAAAGUGUAAAGUGUAGCGGAAGAUCAUUAUAGGAAAAUAAAUUUAAUUUAUGAGUA